AUGGCUUAUCGUGCAGCAUCCCGCCUCCAGGGCACAUAUAUCCAUGUUCCCCGUGCUCUCCGUACCCUCUCUUCAUUACCUUCCAGUCAUACAUUCAGUUCACUUCCAGUCGCGUCACUCGAUGUCAUCUUGCAAUGGAAUCACCAGUCAUCACAGCAGACGCGUCCUUUCAGUGCUUCGACCCUCUAUGCGGAGGAAACAAGCCUCAUCAGUGUUCCUGCCAUGGCUGAAUCCAUCUCUGAGGGUGUGCUGACUACCUUCCACAAGCAGGUUGGUGAUUAUGUGAAACAGGAUGAGGAACUCGCCUCGAUCGAGACCGACAAGAUUGAUGUGGCUGUUAAUGCCUCAGAGAGUGGAAAGAUCACAAAGUUUCUUGUCAGCGAGGGAGAUACCGUGACAGUUGGACAGGCCGUUGUUGAGGUUUCUGUGAAAAGCCAAGAUGCUUCGCAGAAUACAGAGCCUGAGCAUGCUUCUGACUCUGUUGGUGAAGUGAAGGGACAGACGACUUCUUCUGAGCCUCAGCCCACCCCUGAACCUGAGCGUAAGGAGUCUGCACCUCCUCAGGUUAAACCUCAGCCAGCAGCACCUGCUGCAAGGCCCAAGGAUCCUGUUCCAGCUCCCAGAACCACUCGUGCAGAGACCAAGGAGAAAAUGACCCGCCUACGUCUCCGCUUCGCAGAACGUCUUAAAGAAUUUCAGAACACCGCAGCCUUCUUGACCACCUUGAACGAAGUCGACAUGACGAAAAUAAUGGAGUUUCGAUCCAAGAACCAAGACGACGUACUCAAGAAGUACGGUGUCCAGCUCGGCUUCAUGGGUCCAGUUGCCCGUGCCUCUGCACUCGCGUUGAAGGAGAUCCCGGCUAUCAAUGCCUCGAUUGAGAACAACGAUACCAUUGUUUUCAAGGACUACAUUGAUCUAAGCAUCGCUGUUGCGACACGCAAGGGCUUAGUCACGCCGGUGUUGAGAAACGUGGAGGAUAUGAGUGUGGUGGAAAUUGAAAAGGGGAUUGCGGAGCUGGGGAAGAGGGCUCGUGACAACAAAUUAUCCAUGCGUGACUUGGUUGGGGGUUCUUUCACAAUCAGCAAUAGUGGUAUGUGGGGAUCGCUGUUUGGAACUCCGAUCAUCAACAUGCCGCAGACGGCGGUGUUGGGCAUCUAUGGCAUCAAGGAGAGGCCUGUUGCUGUUAACGGACAGGUAGUGAUCCGCCCGAUGAUGUACACUGCUCUGACGUACGACCACCGACUGGUGGAUGGACGUGAGGCGGUUACCUUCUUGACCUUGGUGAAGAAGUAUCUCGAAGAUCCGGCCACCAUGUUGAUUGAGUGA
This is a messenger RNA of Aspergillus ibericus CBS 121593, 1329 nucleotides long. Its product is annotated as dihydrolipoamide succinyltransferase. Gene Ontology annotation, molecular function: acyltransferase activity. The transcript has 4 exons. The coding region runs from base 1 to 1329 and encodes 442 amino acids. The record is from RefSeq and is a predicted model, not a curated record. Lineage: Eukaryota; Fungi; Ascomycota; Eurotiomycetes; Eurotiales; Aspergillaceae.